UUCUCCCUUCCCUUCCCCUUCCCCCUCGCGAUUCUUCACUUCCAGAAACCGAAAUAUACAUACAUACAUACAUAUAUAUAUAUAUAUAUUUUUUCAUUAAUUAGAGUAAGAAAAGAAAAGAAAAAAAACAGAAACCUUCUAGUUUAAACGCACGCUCUCGUCCUGCGUCAGAGAAAUAAACGGCCAAAAAUGAAUCCUUCCCCGUCCAAGGGCAAGAAGACCAAGCAAUCCUCCUCUUCCGGCCAGUCACCGGAGUCCUCUGGCAGGUUCCUAGGCGUCAGGCGGCGCCCGUGGGGCCGUUACGCAGCUGAGAUACGCGAUCCGUCCACCAAGGAGCGCCACUGGCUGGGCACCUUCGACACGGCCGAGGAGGCCGCUCUGGCCUAUGAUCUCGCUGCCCGGUCCAUGCGAGGACCGCACGCCCGCACCAACUUCGUCUACUCGGACUCCCCUGCUGGCUCCUCUGUCACCUCCAUCCUCUCCCCUGACGAGGCUCCCCACUAUCACAAUGCCAGCAACAAUGACAGCAGUGGCCUCUCCUCCAUCUACUCGACCGUCACUCCCGACCCGGACCCGCAUCAGUUCCAAGGCGGGUUCGCUGAGAACGUGUGGCCUGCUGAUAAGGGCAGCUCAUCCUACGAGCUCCCGCCCUUUCCUUCUGAUAUGUCGGAGUAUUCGGGCAAUGCUGGGUCUGGCUGGGGACAUAAUGCAGAACAGGGGACGUGGGGAAACACGGGCAGCCUGGCGUGCUAUCACGACCCAAGCAGCGGGUUCUCGGAUUCGACGGCUGGGUUUGACUCCGGGUCAGGUGGGUCGUACUUUGGGUUCGAGUCAAGCGGUGAGUACGUGCACAGUCCACUCUUCAGCCAAAUGCCGCCCGUUUCGGACUCCGGGCCAGACGGGUUCAACUUGGGCUCUUCUUCUUACUUCUUUUGAGCCCUGCCAUGCAGGUCUUCACAGGCCAGUCCAUCAGGCGACGAUCAAUCUGGGUCCGACCAUUUCACAAGUUCACUGGAGAAUCUGUACUCAGCAUUUCGGCUUUUGAUUAUCUUAUCAGGUUUGAAAUCAUGGAAUAUAUAUAUAUCGAUCACUUAGCCUCAGAGCAUGGGCUUAUCCCGUGGCGCGCAUGAGGUCACUCUUUUUUCUUUUUUCUUUCCUUUAUUUUUUGUUAUUAUGAGCAAAAACGUCGUACCAGAAAUGAGUCCAUCGUUCGUUCGGUCGACGUAAUGUAACAUUAGUUACACCAUUUGAAUCAUGAGAUUGAAUUUGCUCCAGUGACAC
This is a messenger RNA of Punica granatum (pomegranate), 1281 nucleotides long. The record is from RefSeq and is a predicted model, not a curated record. NCBI's taxonomy places the organism in Eukaryota, Viridiplantae, Streptophyta, Magnoliopsida, Myrtales, Lythraceae.